AAUGAAGAUAUGUGGACAGACGCAGCUCAGACGUAUUGAAUGCCAUGUUUGAGAAGUCCUCUAUUGACACGAUCCAUAAACUUGACACUUUCUUAAGGUGGUUCUUGAACGCAGCACCGUGCAGUCCAAUCAGAAUUCUGGGUUCCCGUGUCCCUUGCGCGUGAGGGUUGGAGCAAAGACGCGUGAACGAAGCGACUAGCGAAAAUUCCGCUCGUCUAGAGCUAAUACAACCAAUGUGCUUCUUUACAGAGGAAGGCGCUGACAUUUGGUCAUCAUGGAUCCCAAUAAAGGUCGAUCUGAAGGAAGUUAUGACCUAUGAGUUUGAAAACCAAAUUAAAGGUGAUCAAAUGAUGCCAAACCCUGGCGGGCAGAUGGACAAACCUGUCAGCUUCCAGAUUUUGGAAAGCAUGCUCCCUAAAGUGGUGAAGAGGCGAGUGCAUGCCUUGAAAAGGCUACAGGUGCAAUGUGCUAACAUUGAAGCUAAAUUCUAUGAGGAGGUCCAUGAACUCGAGAGAAAGUAUGCUGCCCUAUAUCAGCCACUUUUUGACAAGAGACGAGAAAUUGUCACAGGAGCAGUGGAACCCACAGAUGAGGAGUGUGAAUGGAACAGUGAUCGAGACGAAGAGGAGGAGCUUGCUGAGGAGGUCAAGGAAAAAGCUGCUAUUGAAGAUGCAAAAAAGGAGGAAGCUACACCAGAAGAAGACCCAAAGGGCAUACCCGAGUUCUGGCUCACCAUUUUCAAGAGCGUGGACAUGCUCAGCGAUAUGUUACAGGAGCACGAUGAGCCCAUCUUAAAGCACCUGAAAGAUAUCCAAGUCAAGUUUUCUGAGCCCGGACAGCCAAUGAGUUUCACAUUAGAGUUCCUCUUUGAGCCCAAUGGCUACUUCAACAAUGCAGUUCUCACUAAAGUCUACAAGAUGAAAUCAGAGCCUGACACCUCAGAUCCUUUUUCAUUUGAGGGUCCAGAGAUCAUCGACUGUGAAGGUUGUCAGAUAGAUUGGCACAAGGGGAAAGAUGUGACUGUGAAAACCAUUAAGAAGAAGCAGAAGCAUAAAGGCCGUGGCACUGUCCGUACUGUUACCAAACAGGUCCCCAACGACUCUUUCUUCAACUUCUUUAACCCUAUCAAAGCUCCUCCAGAUGGAGAAAUGGACGAAGACUCGGAGUACACCCUAGCCACAGACUUUGAGAUCGGUCAUUUCUUCCGUGAGAGAAUAGUUCCCAGAGCAGUGCUGUAUUUCACCGGAGAGGCUCUGGAAGAUGACGAGAGCUUUGAAGAGGAAGAGCUGGAAGAGGGAGAUGAAGAGGUUUGUGACUACAAACUUUUAAAGUCUGUGUUGGGUCUGAAAAGCAGCUGGCAGCCUUUCUCCCCACGUGGGAGUUGGGAACAAGAUGAAGAGGGUGAUGAAGAUGAUGAGGAGGGAGAUUUUGACCCCAAGAAAGAACAGCCUCAGCCUGCAGAAUGUAAGCAGCAGUAACGUGGUGACCACGGGAGGUGGAGACCUACUGUCCAUCAAACCGGUUCGCCAGCCUACAAGACCUCCUACUCUUGCAGGCUCCGCCCUUUUACAAACUCAUCUAAACGCAAUAGAACGCAAAUCAGACUGCGUUUUUAAUAUGUGCAUGACUUCUUUUUCUUCUGUCUUGCGCCCAUCUCACCCUUCCCCCCCCUUUAUUUUUUAUUUGGCUUCAUUUGAACUCAAAACAGGAAUUGAUUUGGAUCUUAAUUAAAUAACCAUGUUAUCUCAUAGGGACGGUCUUUUUUGGUGAGGUAGGUACUGCCAAACUCAGAAAAUAAUUAUUUAGACAAAUAUAGGAAAGACAUGGGUCCCAACUUUACCUUUCAUGGAAAUAAGUCAGUUACUCAGGGUUUUUUAAUGCCAACAAGCAAAAGGAGUUUACGAGGAAACUGCUGAACAAGUUUGACAUAAUCAUUCACUGGGGUUGCGUUUUUCUUUUGUUGUUGUUUUUUCUUUUUCUUUUUUUCCUUUUUUUAUGGGACAUACAAUGCAUCAUUUCGAAUUUAAUUUACUUUUUUUUUAAUGUUCAUUGUUAUGCCAUUGGACUAUUUAUUCUGGUGUCAUACAGCUGUAUGAAUCGUUGCAUUAAGGGGAAUUCUUUCAGGCCUGGCUGCAGUUAUAGGCUCAUUCCCAUUGGCUAAAAGUCCUCAUCGGGCUUCUCGCAUCAGUAAAACGCGAACACAGCCCAGUUUGAUGAAAAUGGAUCUAAAGGCUGAAGGUUGGUUGGUGUUCUGCAUUCGUACUGCUCCUUUCUGCCCAGAUUUCUGGGAUUUGAAAAACCUUUCAACAGAGCUCUUCAGUGAACACAACUCAAUAAUCAACACGAUGACACAGACACCUCCAAACCUGUCAUCCGUUACUCUCUCCUGUUUGCCCUGUCGCCCCUGAAAUGCUCCAGGAACUUGUUAUUGUGAAGGCAUUUUGACAAAUACACAAUUUCUCCCAUUUUCUUUCUGGCAUCCGUUGGAUUGUCCCAUCCUCGGGUAGAUACUCCCCUCAAAUACGACACAGUCGAGCAGACAGUGUCGGGAUUCUUUAGGUUCUGUGGUUGUUUAUCACUUCAGUGUAUGUAGUUCUUAACCAAUGUCAAAGAAAGUCAGAGAUAGGACAGGAGGCAGGGCGUUUGGAUCUGAUGUAAAUUCUAUUGCCAAAAAGCUCAAAUUAAAGGCACGCCGUCCUCUUUCAUAAAAUGAUUUGCCAAUUGUUAUUGACACAAUGUAAUCUAAUUCAGUAUUUAAAGUUGUUUAAGCUUAUAUAAAUUUCUGUUAUUGUCUAAUGCUUAAAUAGAAUGUCAGAGGGAAAACAAGUGGAACAGGGUGCCAUUGUAUUUUGUACGCUGCACGUGGAUUUUGGCCGUUUCUGUGGACUCCUUUGACUGAUGACCGGUCAUCGAUAGCAGUGAGGGCGAACCAUAGCCCACCCCUUCCCUCUCUUUUUAAAAAGAACGAUUGUACAUCCUGUUGGACAGAUUUUCAAAGCCACGGUUGACAUCCGCAAAUCUACCACAUUGAACCGUGCGCUAGCAAUGGCCUUAACUGGUUCUUAUUCACAAUUUGUUACUUGCGCAAUAUUUCUUUUCAAAUUUGUACAGAGUUAGUUAAGAUAUUCUAUUAAAGUUGUGCGACAUGGAAAUGUGCUUUUUGUCUUCUGUCUGUAAGGCUUAAUGGCAAGAACCAUGAAACUGAACGAAUAAAAGAAAAGUACUGAUCCGGAAAUAAUUGCUAAACUUCAAGUGAAUUUGAAUGAAGAACUUUAAAAAA
Molecule: messenger RNA, 3280 nt
Organism: Menidia menidia (Atlantic silverside)
Lineage: Eukaryota; Metazoa; Chordata; Actinopteri; Atheriniformes; Atherinopsidae
Source: the annotation of a GenBank genome assembly